Messenger RNA from Neltuma alba, 1350 nucleotides. Its product is annotated as receptor-like protein 14. Gene Ontology annotation, molecular function: protein binding. The record is from RefSeq and is a predicted model, not a curated record. The transcript is spliced from 4 exons. NCBI's taxonomy places the organism in Eukaryota, Viridiplantae, Streptophyta, Magnoliopsida, Fabales, Fabaceae. Bases 1 to 1350 code for a protein of 449 amino acids.
AUGGGGUAUUCAGUGAGAGAAGAGGUGUGGGGGGUGAUGGCCAUAGUCAUAUUCAUAUUAUUAGGAUUUAAUGGAGAAGCUAAGGGGUGCUUGAAAGAAGAGAGAGAAGCUCUUCUGAAAUUGAAAGAAGCUUUCAAUGAUCCAAAUGGCUCUUCUCUUCCUUCUUGGAAUAACCAAACCUUCUCUGAUUGCUGCACUUGGGAGGCUGUGAACUGUGACAACUCCACUCAUAGAGUCAUAAGCCUUUAUCUGAACAAUACAAGACCUUAUGAGUUGAGAAACAUCAAAUGGUCACUCAAUGCUUCUUCUUUUCUCCCCUUCAUCCAGCUUCAAGAGUUGUAUUUGGAUGGGAAUUACUUGUCAGAGCUGCUUGGCAAUAUCAGGCUGGUGAACGUGGAAGUGUUGGUGUUACAAGGGAAUAUGCUCACAGAAUUCCCAUAUUUCGACCUUUCUCAUUCACCUAAUCUGAAGUGGCUGCGGCUUGAUGACAAUAACUUGGAGGGCAGUAUUCCAGAAUCGAUUACGUCUCUUACUUCCCUCACCGGAUUGACAUUACGCUGGAACUACCUGACUGGAUCAUUGCCACAACAAGGAGGCUUAUGCAAUUUGAAGAAUCUUUUAGCAUUGGAUCUUGGCAACAAUGAAUUUGAGGGGCAACUUCCUGCGUGUCUUGGCAAUUUGACGUCUCUACGUGUGCUUUUUCUUCUUCGAAAUAAUUUUGAUGGAACUUUUCCUUUCUCAAUCUUUCAUACGUUGAGGUCCCUAACAACAAUUUCUCUUACUGACGAUAGUUUCAGUGGCUCAUUUUCACUCUCUUUGUUUGCCAACCACUCCAACCUCCAAAUGUUUUUCAUUGCAUGCUCUAACGCCAACCUCAAGCUUGAAACUGAGAAUCCCCCAUUUAUCCCUUCCUUCCAAUUAAGGGCUUUAACAAUCCACAACUGCACUCUAAAUGAAGCCAGCAAUAAAAGAAUGCCUACCUUUCUUCUUCAUCAAUAUGACUUGUUGUCUCUAGAACUUAGUUACUUGAACAUUUUAGGGACCUUCCCGUCCUGGCUUUUGACAAACAACACAAGACUAACUUAUUUCAAUUUGGCACAUAACUUGUUCACUGGUCCCUUUGAACUCAAUUCCACCUCAAAAUGGCUUCAAAUGGAGUCUUUUAAUAUUUCAUCAAACCCCAUUAGAGAUGAAAUCCCUCCUCAUAUUGGCUUUAUUUUUCCCAACUUGAUUUCUCUUCUCAUGUCUUCAACUUCAUUGCAAGGUCCCUUUCCAGCUUCAAUAGGUGAAACGAGACAACUGAAUGAUCUCGACUUGUCAAAUAAUAAUUUAUAUGGUUAUUUGCCAUGA